Messenger RNA from Phalacrocorax carbo (great cormorant), 1080 nucleotides. NCBI's taxonomy places the organism in Eukaryota, Metazoa, Chordata, Aves, Suliformes, Phalacrocoracidae. The record is from RefSeq and is a predicted model, not a curated record.
CCCGGGGCCGGCCCCGCCCUCUCCCGCCGCCUCUUAAAGGGGCCGCGUCCCCGCGCGGGCUCCGCCGCGAUGUGGCUCCGCCGGGUCCCCGCCGCGAUCGCGGCCGCUCGGAGCUACGCGACGGGGGGGGAGGGGCGGCAGCUGCUGCUGCGGCAGCUCUUCGAGGCCGCCUCCUGCACCUACACGUACCUGCUGGCGGACGCGCGCUCGGGCGACGCCGUCAUCAUCGACCCGGUGCUGGAGGCGGCGCCGCGGGACGAGCGGCUGCUGCGGGAGCUGGGGCUGCGGCUGCGCUACGCGGUGAACACCCACUGCCACGCGGAUCACGUGACGGGCUCGGGGGUGCUGCGGCGGGGGUUGGGGUGUCGCAGCGUCAUCUCGCGCGCGAGCGGGGCCCGGGCGGACCUGCUGCUGGCGGAGGGGGACGAGCUGCGCUUCGGCGCCUUCGCGCUGCGGGCGCGCGCCAGCCCCGGCCACACCCCGGGGUGUUUGACCCUGGUCCUGGAUGACGAGUCGAUGGCCUUCACCGGCGACGCCCUCCUCAUCCGCGGCUGCGGCCGCACCGACUUCCAGGGAGGCUGCGCCCGCACCCUGUACCACUCGGUGCACGAGAAGAUCUUCACCCUCCCCGACAGCUGCCUGGUCUACCCCGCGCACGACUACACCGGGCAGACGGUCUCCACGGUGGGGGAGGAGCGACGCCUCAACCCCCGCCUCACCCUCAGCCCCGACGCCUUCGUCCGCCUGAUGGAGGGGCUGGGCCUGCCCCGCCCCCACAUGAUGGACAUCGCCGUCCCGGCCAAUCUCCGCUGCGGGAUCCAGGAUGAUGUGGAUUAGCCCCGCCCCCGGGCCACGCCCCUCCCCGGGGGACACGCCCCCCUCCUCGGGGGACACACCCCCCUCUUCAGGGGACACGCCCUUUUUGAGCACUGAUGACACACACCCCCCCCCGGAGUGACCACGCCCCCUUUUGGGACGUGGCCACGCCUUUCUAUGGGGCAGGCCACGCCCCUCUGGGUCUUGGCCACGCCCACAUACACUCCUGAGCCCCUCCCCCCACCCAAUAAAAGAGACGAUCAA